This is a messenger RNA of Arachis ipaensis, 1865 nucleotides long. Its product is annotated as TCP-1/cpn60 chaperonin family protein. Gene Ontology annotation, molecular function: ATP-dependent protein folding chaperone; ATP hydrolysis activity; ATP binding. Lineage: Eukaryota; Viridiplantae; Streptophyta; Magnoliopsida; Fabales; Fabaceae. Gene Ontology annotation, biological process: protein folding. The record is from RefSeq and is a predicted model, not a curated record.
CUGCAGCAGCAACGAGUCAAGAGAGGGUUAGGGCUUUUUUUCCUCCAAAAACGGAGAGAGAAACACAAGAACCACCAAAAGCAACUUCACACACACACACACAGAGUAACCUUCUGCACUGUUUGCGUCUCUUCACUCUCUCCGCCAAAUCUCGAAGAUUCAAAGAAGAUCGUGAGAGAGAGAGAUAGUUGAGAAAUGGCGCUGGCUUUCGACGAGUUCGGGAGGCCGUUCAUUAUACUGAAGGAGCAAGAACAGAAGAGCAGACUGAGAGGACUCGAUGCACAGAAGGCCAACAUCUCCGCCGGCAAAGCCGUCGCCCGCAUCCUUCGCACCUCCCUUGGCCCUAAAGGCAUGGACAAGAUGCUCCAGAGCCCCGACGGCGACGUCAUCAUCACGAAUGAUGGAGCAACAAUCUUGGAGCAGAUGGACGUUGACAACCAGAUUGCUAAACUGAUGGUUGAGCUGUCCCGGAGUCAGGAUUAUGAAAUUGGGGAUGGAACUACUGGAGUUGUUGUUAUGGCUGGAGCUCUUCUGGAGCAAGCUGAGCGGCUCUUGGAACGUGGAAUUCAUCCAAUUAGGGUUGCCGAGGGCUAUGAAAUGGCAUCCAGGAUUGCUGUUGAUCACCUGGAGAAUAUUGCUAAAAAGUUUGAAUUUGGGCCUACGGAUUUGGAGCCUUUGAUUCAAACUUGUAUGACUACUUUGUCCUCUAAAAUUGUGAAUCGGUGCAAGCGCAGCUUGGCUGAGAUUGCUGUCAAAGCAGUUCUUGCUGUUGCUGAUCUAGAAAGGAAAGAUGUUAACUUAGAUCUAAUUAAAGUAGAAGGGAAAGUUGGUGGUAAAUUGGAGGAUACUGAGUUAAUAUAUGGAAUUGUUGUUGACAAGGAUAUGAGCCAUCCACAAAUGCCAAAGCGAAUUGAAGAUGCUAAAAUUGCAAUCUUGACUUGCCCCUUUGAGCCUCCAAAGCCAAAGACUAAGCAUAAGGUGGACAUUGAUACCGUUGAGAAGUUCCAGACAUUAAGGAAACAAGAGCAACAGUAUUUUGAUGACAUGGUUCAAAAAUGCAAGGAUGUUGGUGCAACCCUGGUUAUCUGCCAGUGGGGCUUUGACGAUGAAGCAAAUCAUCUCUUAAUGCACAGGAACUUGCCUGCUGUCAGAUGGGUUGGUGGUGUAGAGUUGGAAUUGAUCGCAAUUGCAACAGGUGGAAGAAUUGUGCCUAGGUUCCAAGAGUUGAGUCCUGAAAAGCUGGGAAAGGCUGGUUUGGUUCGAGAAAAAUCCUUUGGUACAACAAAAGACCGGAUGCUGUACAUUGAGCAUUGUGCAAACUCGAGGGCUGUGACAAUAUUCACUCGUGGAGGUAACAAAAUGAUCAUAGAGGAGACAAAGCGCAGUCUUCAUGAUGCCUUGUGUGUGGCUAGGAAUCUCAUCCGCAACAAUUCUAUAGUAUAUGGUGGUGGUUCUGCUGAAAUUUCCUGCUCUAUUGCUGUGGAAGCUGCUGCUGAUAGAUACCCUGGAGUAGAGCAGUAUGCUAUCAGAGCAUUUGGAGAUGCGUUGGAGGCCAUUCCGAUGGCCCUUGCUGAAAAUAGCGGCCUUCAACCUAUUGAAACGUUAUCUGCUGUGAAGUCCCAGCAAAUAAAGGACAAUAAUCCUAACUUUGGCAUCGACUGCAAUGAUGUUGGCACCAAUGACAUGCGUGAGCAAAACGUAUUUGAAACUUUGAUUGGAAAGCAGCAACAGAUCUUGCUUGCUACUCAAGUUGUCAAGAUGAUUUUGAAAAUUGAUGAUGUUAUUUCCCCAUCAGAGUUCUGAAACUAAAGUUUUCAACUGAUGUUUUCCACAUCAAGAUCAUGGAUUGCUGAUAGUUUUGUUUU